Molecule: messenger RNA, 1620 nt
Organism: Abrus precatorius (Indian licorice)
Lineage: Eukaryota; Viridiplantae; Streptophyta; Magnoliopsida; Fabales; Fabaceae
Product: L-ascorbate oxidase homolog
Exons: 8
Coding region: 1-1620 (539 amino acids)
Molecular function (GO): copper ion binding; oxidoreductase activity
Source: RefSeq, a predicted model, not a curated record
AUGGGAAGCACAUGUUUGCUCCAGGUGUUGCGUGUUGUUGUUCUGGCUCUUUUGAGUGUAUCUCUUGUACAAGCAGAAGAUGCAUACAAAUACUACACGUGGACCGUCACUUAUGGGACUCGUUCUCCACUAGGUAGUCCUCAGCAGGUGAUUCUGAUCAAUGGUCAGUUUCCUGGGCCUCAACUAGACUUGGUAACAAAUGACAAUGUAAUUCUCAACCUUGUCAACAAGUUGGAUGAGCCAUUUCUACUCACUUGGAAUGGCAUCAAACAAAGGAAAAAUUCAUGGCAAGAUGGGGUAUUGGGAACCAACUGCCCCAUUCCUCCAAACUCAAAUUACACAUACAAGUUUCAAGCCAAGGAUCAGAUUGGAACCUACACAUACUUUCCAUCAACUCAACUGCAUAAAGCAGCUGGAGGAUUUGGGGGACUCAAUGUCUAUCAUAGAUCUGUCAUCCCCGUGCCUUAUCCAUACCCUGAUGGAGAUUUUACUUUACUCAUUGGUGAUUGGUACAAGACCAGCCACAAGGCAUUACAGGAUUCAUUGGAUUCUGGAAAAUCUCUUGCUUUUCCCGAUGGUCUCCUCAUCAAUGGCCAGGCUCACACUACCAUAAAUGGAGACCAAGGAAAGACCUAUAUGUUCAGGAUCUCUAAUGUGGGCAUGUCAACAUCAAUUAACUUUAGAAUUCAGGGUCAUACCCUGAAGCUAGUUGAGAUUGAAGGAUCACACAUUAUCCAGAACAUAUAUGACACCCUUGAUGUGCAUGUUGGGCAAUCAGCUGCUGUGUUGGUAACCUUAAAUCAGCCUCCACAGGACUACUAUAUUGUUGCCUCAACAAGAUUUUCCAGAAAAGUUCUCACAGCAACUGCAGUAUUACAUUACACAAACUCUAACUCCCCAGCUUCUGGACCCUUGCCUAGUCCCCCCAUUCAUCAAUAUCACUGGUCUGUGAAGCAAGCUAGAACCUACAGAUGGAAUCUUACAGCAAAUGCAGCUAGGCCUAAUCCACAAGGGUCAUACCAUUACGGGAAAAUAACUCCCACAAAGACAAUUGUAUUGUCCAAUUCAGCACCUUUGAUCAAUGGAAAACUUCGUUAUGCUGUUAACAAGGUUUCCUAUGUCAACCCUGAUACCCCUCUCAAGCUUGCUGAUUACUUCAACAUUCCUGGAAUCUACAGUGUUGACUCAAUCCAAAACCUUCCUUCUGACGGUCCUGAAUCCGUAGCCACCUCCGUGGUGCCAACUUCUCUCCAUGAUUUCAUUGAGGUCGUUUUUCAGAACAAUGAAAAGACCAUGCAAUCUUGGCAUCUUGAUGGCUAUGACUUUUGGGUUGUGGGUUACGGUUUUGGCCAGUGGACACCAGCCAAGAGAAGCACCUAUAAUCUAGCGGAUGCCCUGACCAGGCACACUGCACAGGUGUAUCCAAAUGCUUGGACUACCAUAUUGGUGUCCUUGGACAACCAAGGUAUGUGGAACUUGAGGUCUGCAAUAUGGGAAAGGCAGUAUCUUGGGCAGCAGUUAUAUCUCAAGGUUUGGACUGCUGAACACAGCCUUGCUAACGAAUAUGAUAUUCCCAACAAUGUAUUGCUUUGUGGAAAAGCUGUUGGACAUAAUCCCUAG